Molecule: messenger RNA, 1032 nt
Organism: Gossypium raimondii (Peruvian cotton)
Lineage: Eukaryota; Viridiplantae; Streptophyta; Magnoliopsida; Malvales; Malvaceae
Exons: 1
Coding region: 1-1032 (343 amino acids)
Molecular function (GO): zinc ion binding; nucleic acid binding
Source: RefSeq, a predicted model, not a curated record
AUGACCAUAAUCGAGUAUGAUAGAGAGUUUGUUAGAUUAAGCAGGUAUGACAGAGAGUGCAUUCCAACCGAAGUGGUUAUGUGUAAACGGUUUGAAGAUGGGUUGGAUGAAGAUAUUAAGCUUUUAGUUGGAAUUCUUGAACUGAAAGAAUUUGUUGUGUUAGUUGAUAGAGCACACAAAGCACAGGAGCUUAAUAAGGAAAAGAGAAAAGUUGAAUUUGAAGCUAGAGAUUUGAGAAAGAGAUUUAAGGGAAAUUCAUAUCAGUCAGCAACGAAGAAAUCUAAAGAACAUUACUACCGUUCUACUGUUUCUGUGGGGCAUUCUAAUAAAGAUAGGGAUACGAGACACUACAGUCCUAAACCCCAGGCUACAUCUGUAGCGAGUGUGGGUAGUGUUGGAAAUGCUAGACUCGAGUGCAAACACUGUAACAGACCACAUUAUGGCAAGUUUCGAGUGAAAAGUAGAGCAUGUUUUAGAUGCGGUUCCUUCAACCACUACCUUAGAGAUUGCCUUGAGAACUCUGAAAAAGAAAAAGGUCAAACCGUGAGGCCGAGCAAGACAGUUGUUAGAAGGAGACCACCCCGAAAUACUGGAAAUAUGAGUUGUAGUCGACGUGUAAUGAGAGAUUCUGCAGUGAGAUCUGAGGCAUGGGCGCCAGCCAGAGCUUACGCUAUUCGCGCUCGCGAAGAUGCAUCAGCGCCAUAUAUUAUCACCGGUACUUUUUCUCUGUAUAACACUUAUGCAACUGCUUUGAUUGAUCUCGGAUCAACCCAUUCUUAUGUAUGUACAAAUUUAGUGUCUAGUAAGAAUUUAUCUAUUGAGUCCACUGAAUUCAUGGUUAAGGUAUCAAACCUCUUAGGUCAGUAUGUCCUAAUUGAUAAAGUUUGCAAGAAUUUUCCUUUGAUGACUUGGGGUUAUAGUUUUCUGGCCGAUUUGAUACUUUUACCGUUUGAUGAAUUCGAUGUGAUUUGGGGUAUGGAUUGGCUGACUCAGCAUGAUGUGGUUGUAAAUAGUAGACGAAAGCUUAUAUAA